Messenger RNA from Numida meleagris (helmeted guineafowl), 11051 nucleotides. It is a transcript of the gene HEG1, whose product is annotated as heart development protein with EGF like domains 1. Gene Ontology annotation, molecular function: calcium ion binding. Lineage: Eukaryota; Metazoa; Chordata; Aves; Galliformes; Numididae. The record is from RefSeq and is a predicted model, not a curated record. The transcript has 21 exons. The coding region runs from base 101 to 5401 and encodes 1766 amino acids. Gene Ontology annotation, biological process: heart development.
CCGCCGUUCUCCUCCGUUCCCCAUCGCCCUGCUCCGGGCAUGUGAGCCGCUCCCUCCAGCCCCAGCAGCACACCCCGCUCCCCGUCCCGUCCGCAGCGCCAUGCCGGCAGCCUGCGCCCUGCUGCUGCUGCUGGGGCUCGGGCUGGCCCCGCCGGCCGGGUCGCUGCCCCUCGCUCCCCCCCGGCGCCUUCCUCCUCCUCCUCCGCCGCCGCCGCAGCCGCCCCGCAGCCGCCUCGGCCGCCCCUGCUCGCCGCCCGCCGCGGGACACGGCCGCCCGGUCAUCAACAGCGGCCAUCAGAUGAAGAGAAGCCUGGAUGUGGCCAUGAGGACCUCCAGCUCUGUCGUGGGGGACGUGGAGAUCACCACGGUGCUGCUCGGCACCAGGCAAGGGGCAGAGCACACUGUCACCCCUGCCAGCACCAGAACUUUCUCCCUGCAACAAGGAGGGGGCAUGAGGAGCAGCCCCCCUGGCCCCGGCCCCCCUCCUGCUGCUGGAAGCCAGGCGAGAGGCAGGAGGGCACUGGCUUCUCCUGGUCACCCUGUAGACAUGGAGAGGACGCUGACGCCGGGACCAGCUCUGUCCUCAUCCCCAGCAUUGCAGGCCCACAGCGUACUCCCCAGCACCCCUGUGCCCAGCUCCCCGGGUCAGCCCCCCUCCUCUCCCCAUCCUCCCAGCAUCCAGACUGGUGCAGGAGGCACCACACUGCAUCCUGAGGAUACUGCAUGGAGUUCUGCAAGCACCGAGCUCACAGGAUCACCCACCUCCAAAAACGCUUCUAGAGCCGCUGGAAGCAGCUACCAACCAUCCGAUGGCUCAUCACUGGAGAAGAGAAUUUGGGGUUUCCAUGCCACCAGUGACUCCAUGACCACCACUGCCACUGGAGGCACAGGGAGGAUGCCAUGGUCUCUGCCCGCCAGCACCACCCUGGUCCAUCCGGCAGAGAUUUCCACCUCUGGUGCCAAAACCAUUGAGCCUCCAGACUGGACCUUGUCUCCUGGGCUGCCUUUGGGAGCAGGGGCCAGUGGUGGCACAGGGGCCACCGUGUCCUCCGCAGACCUGCUGCUUGCCGAUUCGGGCAGCACUUCCACGCCCUCUCACGGCAGUCAAGAACCCAAGAGCAUCCCAACUGCUGGAGAGGUGAUGCUGCGCUCAGACGCGUCCACUGUGCUCGACAACAUGACAGUGGGGACCCUGGGUUCCUCUCCAAGCUCUGCCACCAGCCCUGACCCCACCAGCAUUUUGGGGGGCACUUUGUCCUCCUCCAAGGCUGGGACACAUGGAGCUGGCAGCUGGCAGGGAGGCACGGACCUCACCACGCAGCCCCGAGAACCUUUGCUCACCAGCUCAUUCUCCACCUCUGGACGUACAUUUGCAGGUGUCAGAAGCAGCCACCAGCCAACUGACACAUCAACAACAGAGGAAGAAACCUCAGCGUCCUCUGCCACCAGUGCUUACAUUUCGGCCACGGCCACCGGCACCGGGGGGAGGCCACCGAGGUCUGCCACAAACAGCAGUGGAUGGGCAGCAGAAGUCUCUGCUUCCAGCAGUGGUGUGACCGGGACCUCAGGCACUGUCAGAUCCUCACCUACCUUUUCUGUAAGAGAGACCUAUGGAGCUCCUGCGUCCAGAGAAACAGCAGCUUCCAGCCAGCCUGAAGCAAUGCCUUCAUUGCCGCUCUCUCCCUCUACUGCAGAAGGUCCUUCCACAGCUUCCAGAAGCAGCCACAUGCCAUUUAGCACCCUGGCCACAGAGAAGAGAGCUGAUUUCCACGCCACCAGUGACUCCAUGUCCACCACAGCCACCAGAGGCACAGGGAGGACGUUGCGGUCUCUGCCCGCCAGCACCACCCUGGUCCAUCCGGCAGAGAUUUCCACCUCUGGUGCCAAAACCAUUGAGCCUCCAGACCGGACCUUGUCUCCUGGGCUGCCUUUGGGAGCAGGGGCCGGUGGUGGCACAGGGGCCACUGCAUCCUCCCCAGGGUCACUGCUUGCCAUUUCAAGCAGUGCUUCCACAGCCGAAGGGGCUACAACCUCAGCCAGGGGAGGAAGCCUACCCGACGCUUCUGUCACCAGCACACCCGGCUCGGUGAUGGCCACCAGCAGUGGGAACAAGACCACAGAGCCCGUGGUAGACACCAGCGCAGGCAGCUCUGCUCCCGCUCCAGCUGGCACCAGCUCCCUGGAUGUAGUCCUUCUGCUGUCUUCUGUGACAGAGCCUGGCAGUCAGGGGGAUGUCUCACAGGGUGAUGCUGACCUCGGUGAGCUUCCAACGAAGCCGCUGCCUGUGUUUCCUCCUGGUAUUUCAGUGCCGUCAUCCUCACCAAGUUCUUCAGUUCCAGAAGGAGGACAAUGGGUUUCUGGUGUUCCUACUGAGACUACGUACGUUCUGACUGUGCUGUCCACCAAUGAGGAGAGGACAUCUCAGGAUGCAGCUAACCGUGGCACAUGGAGCAUGGUGGUGGGAAGCCCCACAUCUCACCCAGACAUGGCCAAGGAGCCCCGAUCCAGUUCCGUCCCAUCCUCCCCAGCGUGGCCUGGAGGCAGACACAUCUCCUCCAGCCGUGCAGUGUACACAGAGCCUGAGGUCACCUUUUCAUCCAGGGUGUCCACCUACUUCUCGGCUGCUGCUGAGCCUUCCACUGUGGGAAGCAGCCAUCACUCAUUAAGCAGCUCAAGUAUGGAGGAAGGGAUUUCCAGCCCCCACACCGAUCCUGCAUAUGGUUCAGCCACAUUGGCUGGUGGUAGAGAGGGGACACCGAUGACGAUCAGUGUGCUGGCCCAUAGCACAGAGAGCUCUGCUUCCUAUACCGAGACCGCCAAUGCUUCAGAGCCGAUUCGGCUGGUGUUGGUGGAGCAGAGUGGGAUGGCCAACACCUCGGUUGGCAGCGAAGGCCUCGCGACAGAGACACUCUUCACACGUUCUUCCAAGAUAGCCACUGAUUCAUCUUUCCAAAACGAUCUCACAAGCUUUCCAAGUAGCCAUCAGCCAGUCAGCAGCAUUGAUGCCGAGAAAAGGACCUCGGUUUCUCAUACGGACGGCACAUACAUUUCAACCAUAUACACCAGAGGAGGAGAAAGGACACUCCUGUCUAUCUCGAACAGCAGCACCUCUGCUGACUCCUCUGAAAGUUCCACAUUUUUUUCAGAAAUUUCCAACCCUUCUGAUUCAUCAAAAUCAGCUGUGGCACGGGACGGGAAGAACAACGUAUCCAGUGAUGGCAGUUUUGUUGAACCAUCUACGGAGCCAUUGCUGGUGAAAUCUUCCAAACCACUGACUUCUGCUUCUGUAGACAGCAUGCAAAAUACAACUGUCUUUGAUACUGACUCCCGGUUGUUGCCCACUGGCAGGUCAUCUCUAUCUUCAUCAGUAUAUCCACGCUCUUCCUCAGUGUCAUCACUGCAUCACUCACUCUCAUCAACACCACCACCAACUUACCUGUAUGCAACAUCAGAGUCAUCUGAGCCACUCUCUUCCUCUGUGAUGGCAUCUUCAACCCCUCUGCAGGCUUUGUCAUCCUCUUUACCCACUUCCUCCUUGGUUUCCCCAUCUUAUUCCUUAGUAUCUUUAUUGCCUCUGAUUUCGUCACCGUCAUCUGCCUCACAAUCCAAUGACAGUGGCCCAGCAAGCACCCCCACAGCUACAACUGCAUCCAGGCGGGUGCCCUCCACAGCUGCGGUGGCUGGGAACUCAUCCCGAGAGACCAGCAAGCACAGUGGCACACACCAGCCCCAAAACAGCACCUCCUUCAAUCUGACCAGGUCUCCUUCUCUCCCCACGGAGCCCAUGCAGCAUCUCGGUGGCCGCGUUGUGUCUGUGUCUGCUGCCGCACCGGUAACGGAAACCAUGUCACCAAGGGGAGCUACCUCCCAGGGGGGUAGCUCUGGGAAGGCAACACCACCACCUCUGCUCACCACGGCCAGCGAUGCCCCACGGACUGAGCCCACCAAUGUGCCCCUGAGUACCUCGACCAGUGCAACAAGCCACGGCGUCAUUGUCCCUGCGGUGACACUGACCACAGUGAAACCCGUUGUGCUGACAACGCCAGCCAGCCGCCAGCCAAACUUGAGUGAUGCUAGCACCACAAAAACCCACAGAGCUCCAACACCCACUGUCACUAAACACAUUCAUACUACUGGUGAAAGCACAAAAUCUGUGGAUCCCACCACUACAGUGCCUAGUAAGGUCACCAAGGAAAUCAUCCCUGCUACAAGUCCUCCUGUAGUCCGUCCAACAAGCAAGACCACUGUGAGCACAACUACAUUGGCUUCUACCAAACCAACCACCAUCCUGCCAUCAAGUAGCACAGCUGGCGUGAGAACAACAUCUCCAGCAACAGAUGUGGAUAAAUGUCUUUCCAACCCUUGUCCUGCACUGGCCACCUGCAACAACACCCGUGGCUCCUACAUCUGUCAGUGCCCUCUUGGAUAUGAGCUGGAAAAAGGAAAAUGCAAUUUAGUAAGAAUAUUUAUUGGUCAGGUCCCCCUGAAGCUUAACAUCACCCACGGGAAGUACACGGAUCUCCUGCAAGUGGAGCGUGAAAUCCUGGCGAUGCUGAACGCCUCUCUGUCAGGCUUGCCUGGGUACUACCACUCCACAGUCAGAGCCACCAGGGAGGCAAAUGUUGUGCAUGUUUCAGUGCAAUCCACGUUCUCUUUAGCAUCCAACGUGACUUUCUACGAUGUCAUCAGCACUGUGAAAAGCUACAUUCGGGCUUGCAAAUCUCCCCCUGACCCCUGCCAGUUCAUCUCCAGCCUGAAAUCACUCCACAGAGUUGGCAGCUUGUGCAAGCAGAAGGACCCUGAAUGUGACAAGGAGACCUCUGAGUGCACUGACUUCGAUGGGGUUGCGCUCUGCCAGUGCAAAAGCGGAUACUUCAAGUACAAUAAGAUGGACCAUUCCUGCAGAGCCUGCGAAGAUGGAUAUAAGCUGGAAAAUGAGACCUGUGUGAGCUGCCCGUUUGGCUUAGGGGGAUUCAACUGUGGGAACCCUUACCAGCUCAUUACGGUGGUGAUUGCGGCCGCGGGAGGAGGAUUGCUGCUUAUCAUGGGCAUAGCACUGAUAGUCACCUGCUGCCGGAAGAAUAAAAAUGACAUAAGUAAACUUAUUUUCAAGAGUGGGGAUUUCCAGAUGUCACCAUAUGCCGAGUAUCCAAAGAACCCCCGAGCACAAGAGUGGGGCAGAGAGACCAUCGAGAUGCAGGAGAAUGGAAGCACCAAGAACUUGUUGCAGAUGACAGAUGUGUAUUACUCGCCAACUGGACUGAGAAAUCCUGAACUGGAAAGAAACGGACUUUAUCCUCCCUACACUGGUUUGCCUGGGUCUCGACAUUCAUGCAUCUACCCUGGACAAUACAAUCCAUCCUUCAUUAGUGAUGAAGCCAGAAGAAGAGACUAUUUUUAGCAGGACAGAGAGGGACUGGAAGAUUAUCACAGUCUUGUGGCCCUUGAUCCCCAGGUACAAUGUGUCUCCUGGCAGUUCAGCCCACACCAGUCUUACUCUUCCCGUUUAAAAGGAUGGUCUUUGAACUCCAUACCAAGUGUUGCUGCCCCCAGGAAUGGUUGCAUUUGCUGAGCAGCAGAGAGGAAGAGGAGGAGGAAAUGAAUGGCUCAAGGUGCACAUCAGUAAAAGACCCAGGUGGAAGCUCAUGUGUACUCUGGUUUUGUUCUGUGCUGCUUCUUCACUCCUUACGCUACAUGGCAAGCAUGGAUCAGUACAGGCGGAUGAACUGUGUCCAGCACUCUGUGUUGAAUACCACUAGGGAGUGUUUUGUUUACAGAUCUUGUUCACUGUUGACAGUGCUUGUCUUCUUGGCCAACCUUCAUGCAAAGAUUCACCGUGUGACUGGUUUUGGUAGGACAAGUUUGUCCACCCCUUUUCUCCUUGCUGCACUGCUUUCUGCUUUGUAUGCAACAGGAAAGCUGGCUUGUCCUCUGGCCCGUACCUCCAUACUGGUAGAAGUUCUCCAAAUGGCUAGGCCCUUGCAGCAGCCUGGUGCCUGGCAGUGUUGGCUGAACUCAUGGGUGGAUUGUCCUUGAGGAGCAGGAGAAGUUAGUCGUACCGCUGCGAUUCAAACUGGAAGUAGGCACAGCUGGUCGUAGGUGCUGCUUUGAGAACUUAAGUACAUAGGGAAGAGUGUGAGUAUGUUGUCUAUCAGCUAUGUCUGUCAGCUGGCCUGGUUCAGAAGUGAUGCUGCUACACAUCAUCACAGUGCUUCUGUAUAGGAGCUUUACAGGAUGUUUACUUGCAAGGAUGAAAAGGCCUAUAAAAACAUCAAUGUUAUGUAAAAUAGCUGCUCACAAGGAAGAAAAACAUAAGCUGGGAAUUCACCAUGCUUCCUGUAUGAAAUGUUGGAAGAACCAAUAACCCUGUGGUCGUGGCUAGGCAGGUGGAACAUGACAUCUAGGCACCGUGAGUGGGAUAUGGCUUUCAGGCCUUCACAGCCCACCUUGAUUUCAGGGGGAGCUGUGGAAGCUUUCAGUUCACUGGAAAAUAAGGCUCUCAGAAGUCAGUUGCAUUUGGGGCAAGUUUCAUUUAGAAACGUGAUCCUCUCAAUCCUAGCACAGCAAAGAUCACUUACAUCAAAGUAUUUUGCUUUCUUCUGUUCUAGUUUCGGGUGAUUCAAACCAGGCAGGUUUCCUCAGCUAGGUGUGUGAAUUCAUAUUAAUUGCUUUGGCAAAAGCCAAAGAAUGUAAGUUAUUACAUUCCUCACUAAAGAUCAGAUCAAAAGCUUAUUGACUUCAUUCUUUCCUGAGUCAGGUGUUGAAAGAGCUCUUAUUAAAGAAGUACAUUUCCCGCUUAUCUUUACUGCGAAGAUAACCUUAGUCAUCCAAACCUUGUCCAGAUACAGAGUCCCAGUGCAGACCCUUACCCUCAGUGUGAUUGUGCUUUUAAUUCAGGGUGGCUGCUUGCAGGAGGAUAACAAAUAGCACAGUUCCUUAGCCAUUAACCCACCAUCCCUGCACUGAAGGGCACGUACCAUCUGACAUUCCUUUCUCCCACACAGUGCUCAAAAAGGCACAGUGCCUACAGUCAAACUCAGUAAGGUGGCUCUGAAGCACUGCAGGAUGUGUCCUCAGAGUGCCUGACUCCUGGUGAGAAGGGCAGUUCCAAGGCUGAUGUGCAGUGUGGCUGCUCCCUGAAGGCAAGCCUGGGGUGUAAGAGGCAGUACUCGUGUCCUGCAGGUGCUGGGAAGCUCCCAACCCUUACAGCACUUUGAACAGCUUGUGUGUUCCCUACCAAAAGGGAGCAGCAGUUACAUAUAGGGAGGGUGUGGUUUUGCAGAAACGAGAGUUUUAUGGAUGCCAGGGGCAGUAUGCUCUGCACUGACGUCAUCUUAUGGUCAUGGUGAAUGUGACUGAAUCCAUAAUCAAAUUUGCAGGCUUAUCUCAAAUGUAGGGUGGAAAUGAAUGGAUGCUUAUGCUGCUGAAGGAGCUAUAUUUAAGGACCAUUCCAGUUAUAGUUUCCAAAACAGUGUAAAAGGUAAAGCACAAGGAUUAACUGUUCCCGGUGUUUUCAAACUGUGAAAGAUGUUCUUCUCCCCAUCAUUAGUAGCCAAUAUCUUAAUUGCACAGGGUCCACUGGAUGAUGUGAAACAAGGGCUUGGCCCUGCCAUGCUCUGGGGCCCUUCAAAGAGGACAUUAUUGGGGUCAUUCCUAUGAGGGUGAGCUGCCUUUUUCACCCAACACCAGCUCUGGUUGUGAGAGUGCCGAAGACAAGGGACUGCCUCUCCCAUGGGAUGGAGGAGAGAUUUGUCCCUGUUACAAAUGAAAAGGGAAGCUGGGACUUGGUGCUGGUUCUAAAUCCAGAGCACAUAGGUGAGCACUGGUAUUUGUCCCUGUUUGCUAAAGCAGCCUAACAAAAAAAUAAGCCUGUCCCAGCAAUGAUGGUAGGAUACAACUGCAUGACACUCAGACAGAAAAGAGUGUGGGGAUAUGCUUAUACGUGCUAUGAUUAAUUGCUUAUUUAGUUUGAAGGCUGUGAAAUGUUCCUUUGUGUGCCAGGUGCAAACAACAAAGUAUGAAAUACCAAAGGACAAAUGCAGAUUGAUCCUUCUAUGUAAACAGUAACAUAUGGGUUAUGUGAGCAGAACGCCAAUCUGUGUCAUUUUACAGCAAAUUGCAGGCUGUGAGUGAUUGGAGUGAGAAAUGUGAUAGGACUAUUCCUAACUGAGAUCACAGAAUUCAUUUUUAAUGACCUUUUAAAUUCUUCUUAAUGAAAUGAAAGUGUCUCAAGAAAGUCAGAAGGAUUUUCUGAGUGAGGACAGCAAAACCUGGCUUUUUUCCAAGAGAACAAACUGUAUUGCACUGAAAUUCUCUCUCUGCCGGAGCAAGUACAUGUUGAGGAAAUUAUUAUGAGAUUAAUCCAUUGCAGCUUCCUUUUAGUUCUGGUGACAAAUGAGUCAAUGUAUAGCCCACAGGAGGAGGAAAAGUGUCUCUCCUGACCCGCACCUUCCAUGGAUGUCCCAGGAGGAGAGGAUUGAGGCAGGUGCCAGCCCUGAGGUCACGGCAGGCACUUACCUGUGCAGGAUAAGCAGUGGCAGUAGUUCUGGUUUUUGUUGAUCCUGUUGGAUGUGAGUCAGGUCUCCGUGUGCAAUAUCACUCCUUGAAGCCCGCUUUCAAAUGUGGGUGCCCCUGUGUUUAGCACCUAACUCCUCCUAGGAUGCCUAAGCAAAUGCAACUUGUUUCUCAGGCUGUUUAGAUUGCCUUUCGCUGUCCAGAUUGCAGAUUUUGAGCACACUGGAUGCUUUUGCUAAGGGGAAUGGCUCUCUGCUAUCCAAGAGGACUAGAUGGAAAUAGCAGGUUUCACGCAAGGAGACUGCAAGUGGCUCAGCCAGGUGUGGGGGAAGGAGGGAAAACCACACUGACACGACAAAGGACCUGUUUGUGCUUCUGGCUGCUGUGUAAAGCCAGGUGAGCUGUCAGCAAGGGCCCACAGGUGGUGUGGGGGGGAGUCUUUGGAGUAAAAAGGUGCUAAUUCAGUUGACGACAGGAAAGGAUGUAGGAUGCGUGUUUGCUGCUAUGGUGCUCUACCACUUGUGCUGACAAAUGCCCCUUGCUUACAGAAAAACACCCCCGGCAGUCAGCCUGGGAGAGUGGGUCAGAGUGAACAGAGCAGAACAGUGCAGAUCGGAGGGGUCAAUGUAAAGGGAUGCUGCAGCCUUCCCGCGUCCCUGUCCUGCCCCAUGCUCAUCCUGGCCAUCUCUCCCACGCUGCUCUGGAAAACCAGGGUUCUUUUGCACACCUCUGAAACCUCAAAGCACUGAAUUUGGAUGUAUGAGGAACGUGAGGACAGGGAUAUAUUGAUGCCCUUUGCCCUCCGUGUUUAUAGCACUACGUAAAAGAGCAGCAAUGAAUCUUGUUUCCAUUGCAGCAUAUCCCAUAAAGUUCCUCUGUUACGGUCAUUUACAGAGACACUAAAAGUUAUUUGCCUUCACUGUGAGCAACAGAAAAAGAGAAAAAAAUCACCCUUUCUAAAAAUAGCAAUGAAAUGAAUUUAGUGAGAGGUGUUUGUGAUUGCAAAAUGGUGCCAAUAAUUGUAAAGGUUGUUUGCUGAGGCUUGACAGAGCAGCAGUAUGAGUUUGGACCCUGCUGUAGCAUUGUAAAGUGCUUUCCCAGGACGUGUCUCUAAUGCUGGUCAAUGGCCAUAUCCGUUCCAAAUCCAUCUGGACUUCUCAUUCUCUCAUAGUGGCGUUUAGUUUUCUUCCUUAAAUUAACAAGAACGGAUGCAUUUUACUUAAAUGUUCUUCCUAUGCUGACUAUUGUUUUUCUCCUCUUUGCCCAAAAGGACCUAACCCAGCAUCCACUCUGGUGACUGGGAUAACUCUCCCAUAGAUUGUAGUGGAAUUUUUUUAGGCCUGAAUUAUUCCACCGUCAUGGUCAUAUGUGUGUACACCAAGCAUUCCUGCAGCUCUGUGUUCCGCCCAUUCCUGUGAUAUUGUUGCUGCCUUUUCACGUCAUAUUUAUUUUUCAUGUAUGUCCUUAUUACUGUAGCAGAGCCUGUAUUAUGUGAGAUUGAACAAACAGGUUGUUCAAGAUCUGAAAUGCCUUCCUGAGAAGAGAAUGAAUGUGAAUUUCAUAGAAAAUGUUUUACUGAUCAGCCAACCUGUUUCCCAUAGUGUAAGAUCUCCAGGGAUGUAGAGGUGAUUUGUGCAUUCACAGUUAAGAACUACCUGUCAGUUCACAUAUUUAUGCUUUCAGAAAUGAAACCAGAUCUCCCAGUUUUGAAAGGGUUCUGUACUCUAAGGUCAUGUGCGAGAUAACACCUCUCCUGUGUGGUUUGUGUUUUGUCUGAUAAUAUCCUUGUUGAUGGAAAACUGAGAGAGGGUGCCUGAUGUUCUUCAAAAGCCAUAUGUAAGUGCUAAGUCUGUUGGUCUUCAUUCUGGUAAAAUGCUGGAAGGGAUGAGAGUCUUGCUUGGGUAAUACCACAGCAGGUGACCCCAAAUCUGCACCACCCCAAUAUGAAGUCCUGAGGAAUCCAGUAAAAAGGGAUCACUUCUCUUGAACAAUGCCACAGAAAUUGCCUGAUGUGUCUGUUACAAAAGCCAUUAGUAUGGUUAACUUUAAGGAAAGAAAAGAACAACAAAACAGAAUAUAUGUGUAAUUCUUUCUGUUAAACUCAGUCAUUUGCUUUAAGCCCUGUUAAAUUCCUAGCAGAAAGCAAAAUUGGUAUGUAAAGUCAUCACAGUUUCUUUGAACAUCUUUCAGAACCAUGGCAGUAAUGCUUACCUUUAGCGAGGUCUCUUUCAAAAGGUGAAUUUUAAGCAUUUAUCUGUGCUUCCUCUAUCAACUUGAUUCAUGUUCUUCCCAUUGUUGUGCUUCCUUCUCUGUAGCUCUGAAUGUUCGCUUCCAAGUUGCUGGGGUUCUAAGGACAUUCUCCAAACCAGUAUUAUUUAAAGUUGUAUCAUAUUUUCUGCCUCUACUAAUUAUACAGUACUGUAGUAGCAAAAUAUAAUUUUUAAGGAUUGGAUUAUUUUUAUACCUGCAUCCAAUAUUAUUAAAUCUGGCGUUCUAGUCAGUAUUAUAAAAAGAUACAAUAAAACUAUGAAUAUUAA